This is a messenger RNA of Tinamus guttatus (white-throated tinamou), 847 nucleotides long. It is a transcript of the gene BRCC3, whose product is annotated as BRCA1/BRCA2-containing complex subunit 3. Gene Ontology annotation, biological process: protein K63-linked deubiquitination; DNA repair. Gene Ontology annotation, cellular component: BRCA1-A complex; BRISC complex. Lineage: Eukaryota; Metazoa; Chordata; Aves; Tinamiformes; Tinamidae. The record is from RefSeq and is a predicted model, not a curated record. Gene Ontology annotation, molecular function: cysteine-type deubiquitinase activity; protein binding; metallopeptidase activity.
CGCCAAGAUGGCGGUGCAGGCGGCGCACCUGGAGGCCGACGCCUUCCUCGUGUGCCUCAACCACGCGCUGAGCACCGAGAAGGAGGAGGUCAUGGGGCUCUGCAUUGGCGAGGUCGAUACCAGCAGGAUCGUCCACAUCCACUCCGUGAUCAUCCUGCGCCGCUCCGAUAAGAGGAAGGACCGCGUGGAGAUCUCUCCCGAGCAGCUCUCGGCCGCUUCCACGGAAGCGGAGAGGUUGGCUGAAAUGACGGGGCGUCCCAUGCGAGUCGUGGGCUGGUAUCACUCUCAUCCCCAUAUCACGGUCUGGCCGUCGCACGUGGAUGUCCGCACUCAAGCCAUGUAUCAGAUGAUGGACCAGGGUUUCGUAGGGCUUAUUUUCUCCUGUUUCAUUGAGGACAAAAACACAAAGACAGGCAGGAUUCUCUACACCUGUUUCCAGUCCAUUCAAGCCCAGAAGAGCUCAGAAUAUGAAAGGAUUGAAAUUCCUAUUCAUGUUGUCCCCCAUGAAACCAUUGGGAAAGUGUGCCUGGAAUCAGCUGUGGAGCUGCCCAAGAUCCUGUGCCAGGAGGAGCAAGAUGCCUACAGGAGGAUUCACAGCCUCACCCACCUGGACUCCGUAACCAAGAUCCAUAACGGCUCAGUGUUCACCAAGAACCUCUGCAGCCAGAUGUCUGCCAUCAGCGGGCCGCUGCUGCAGUGGCUGGAGGACAGGCUGGAGCAGAACAAGCAGCGGGUGCAGGAGCUGCAGCAGGAGAAGGAGCAGCUCUUGGAGGAACUAGCUGCUCUGGAGUGAACAAGGAAAUGGACCUUGCAGAAAAGAGACAUGAAUAAAACUGCACAAGUCCUA